This is a messenger RNA of Phasianus colchicus (ring-necked pheasant), 6077 nucleotides long. NCBI's taxonomy places the organism in Eukaryota, Metazoa, Chordata, Aves, Galliformes, Phasianidae. The record is from RefSeq and is a predicted model, not a curated record.
CAGGUCCCGCCUCUCCCCGCGCCCUUGCGGCGGAUCCGCAGCGCGGGGCCGGGGGUGGUGUUGGGGUGGGAUGCGGUGACGUCACCGCCCCGGGCGGCGGCGGCCAAUGGGAGCGCGGGGGUGGGGAGGGGCAGGGCGGGACCGCAGGGGCGGGGCCGGCACCGCCCGCACCGGCAUCGGCAUCGGCAUCGGCAGCGGUACCGGCAUCACCACCGGCGCCGGCCCCAUGCCGGUGCGGAGCGGCUGAGCGCAGCGCCCCGCCGCCCACGGGCACAGGACAGCUCUGUUAGCAGCACCCAUCCCAGCCGGCGCCAUGGCGGGAGCGUCCGUCAAAGUGGCGGUGCGUGUGCGGCCCUUCAACUCCCGCGAGAUGAGCCGGGAGUCCAAAUGCAUCAUCCAGAUGUCAGGAAGCACCACCACUAUCCUGAACCCGAAGCAGCCCAAAGAGACACCCAAAAGCUUCAGCUUUGACUAUUCCUACUGGUCCCACACCACGCCUGCAGACAUCAAUUAUGCAUCUCAGAAGCAGGUGUACCGUGACAUUGGCGAGGAGAUGUUGCAGCAUGCCUUCGAAGGCUACAACGUCUGCAUCUUUGCCUAUGGACAGACUGGUGCUGGCAAAUCCUACACCAUGAUGGGGAAGCAGGAGAAGGACCAGCAAGGCAUCAUCCCACAGCUGUGUGAGGACCUCUUCUCCCGAAUCAAUGACACAACCAACGACAACAUGUCCUACUCCGUGGAGGUGAGCUACAUGGAGAUCUACUGCGAGCGGGUGAGAGACCUCCUGAACCCCAAGAACAAGGGGAACCUGCGAGUGAGAGAGCACCCCCUCAUGGGUCCCUAUGUGGAGGACCUUUCCAAGCUGGCCGUGACCUCCUACAACGACAUCCAGGACCUGAUGGACUCGGGGAACAAGGCCCGCACGGUGGCUGCCACCAACAUGAAUGAGACCAGCAGUCGCUCGCACGCCGUCUUCAAUAUCAUUUUCACCCAGAAGCGGCACGAUGCCGAGACGGACAUCACCACUGAGAAGGUCAGCAAAAUCAGCCUGGUGGACCUGGCUGGCAGUGAGCGAGCUGACUCGACCGGCGCGAAGGGCACAAGGCUGAAGGAAGGAGCAAACAUCAACAAGUCCUUGACCACACUGGGAAAAGUCAUCUCUGCUCUGGCCGAAAUGGAUUCGGGGCCAAAUAAGAACAAGAAGAAGAAGAAAACAGAUUUCAUCCCAUACCGGGACUCAGUGCUGACCUGGCUGCUAAGGGAGAAUCUGGGGGGCAACUCCAGGACAGCCAUGGUCGCUGCCCUCAGCCCUGCUGACAUCAAUUACGAUGAGACGCUCAGCACAUUAAGAUAUGCCGACCGUGCCAAGCAGAUCCGCUGCAAUGCUGUCAUCAACGAGGACCCCAACAACAAGCUGAUCCGGGAGCUGAAGGAUGAGGUGGCCCGCCUGCGUGACCUUCUCUAUGCCCAGGGGCUCGGGGACAUCAUUGACAUGACCAACGCUAUUGCUGGCAUCAGCCCCUCUUCCUCCCUGUCGGCUCUCUCCAGCCGCGCAGCCUCUGUUGCCAGCCUCCACGAGCGCAUCAUGUUUGCUCCAGGCAGCGAAGAGGCUAUUGAAAGGCUCAAGGAAACAGAGAAGAUCAUUGCUGAGCUGAACGAAACGUGGGAGGAGAAGCUGCGCAGGACAGAGGCGAUCCGGAUGGAGAGGGAAGCCUUGCUGGCCGAGAUGGGGGUGGCCAUGAGAGAGGACGGAGGCACCCUGGGUGUUUUCUCUCCAAAAAAGACGCCCCACUUGGUCAACCUGAAUGAAGACCCGCUCAUGUCUGAGUGCCUUCUCUACUACAUCAAGGACGGGAUAACCAGGGUUGGCCGGGAAGAUGCAGAGAAGAGGCAGGACAUCGUUCUCAGUGGGCACUUCAUCAAGGAAGAGCACUGCCUUUUCCGCAGUGACACGAGGACCGGCGGUGAAGUGAUUGUGACCCUGGAGCCUUGUGAAGGCGCUGACACCUACGUGAAUGGCAAAAAGGUGACGGAGCCCAGCGUCCUGCGCUCAGGAAACCGGAUCAUCAUGGGGAAGAGCCACGUCUUCCGCUUCAACCACCCCGAGCAGGCCCGGCAGGAGCGGGAGCGGACGCCGUGUGCUGAGACACCUGCUGAGCCCGUGGACUGGGCCUUCGCCCAGAGAGAGCUGCUGGAGAAGCAGGGCAUCGACAUGAAGCAGGAGAUGGAGCAGAGGCUUCAGGAGCUGGAGGACCAGUACCGGCGGGAGAGGGAGGAGGCAAAUUACCUUCUGGAGCAGCAGCGGCUGGACUAUGAGAGCAAACUGGAGGCUCUGCAGAAGCAGAUGGAUUCUAGAUAUUACCCUGAAGCCAAUGAGGAAGAAGAAGAACCUGAAGAUGAAGUGCAGUGGACGGAGCGGGAGUUUGAGCUCGCCCUCUGGGCCUUCAGGAAGUGGAAGUGGUACCAGUUCACCUCCCUUCGUGACCUGCUCUGGGGCAAUGCCAUCUUCCUCAAGGAAGCUAAUGCCAUCAGUGUGGAGCUGAAGAAAAAGGUGCAGUUUCAGUUCGUCCUCCUGACAGACACGCUGUAUUCACCUCUCCCUCCUGACCUGCUGCCUCCCGAUGCUGCCAAGGACCGGGAGAAGCGGCCGUUUCCCCGCACCAUUGUGGCCGUGGAGGUGCAGGACCAGAAGAACGGGGCAACGCAUUACUGGACCCUGGAGAAGCUCAGGCAGCGCCUGGACUUGAUGCGCGAAAUGUACGACCGUGCAGCAGAAGUGCCUUCGAGCGUCAUUGAGGACUGCGACAACGUGGUGACCGGCGGAGAUCCCUUCUACGACCGCUUCCCAUGGUUCAGGCUGGUUGGCAGUUCAGAUAUCUCUGGCUGCAACAGCUCUCCUCUUUUCAACACAUGCAUGAGCGAGCGCAUGGCUGAUCUCACCCCCUCCCCUACCUUCUCGAACCCCGACUCCGACAUCACCGAGCCUGCUGACGAGCAGCACGAGGGGCAGGAGGAGGAGGAGGAGGAGGCGGAGGACCUGGAGGAAGACAUCUUUCCGGAGUGCCCGCUGUGUGAUGGCCGGGAUCCGUUUUACGACCGCUCCCCCCUGUUCAGUUUAGUAGGAAGGGCCUUCGUCUACCUCAGCAACCUGCUGUACCCCGUGCCCCUGGUGCACCGCGUGGCCAUCGUCAGCGAGAAGGGCGAGGUGAAGGGCUUCCUGCGCGUGGCCGUCCAGGCCAUCUCAGCCGACGAGGAGGCCCCAGACUACGGUUCUGGCGUGCGGCAGUCGGGGACGGCGAAGAUCUCCUUUGACGAUCAGCACUUCGAGAAGUUCCAGUCUGAGUCCUGCCCCGCCGUGGGGAUGUCUCGCUCGGGGACCUCCCAGGAGGAGCUGCGCAUCGUUGAGGGCCAGGGGCAGAUCAGUGACUUGGGGCCCUCCGCUGACGAAGUCAAUAACAACACCUGUGCAGUGACUCCAGAGGACCUUCUCCUGGACAGCCCGGAGAAGUCCACAAUGGAUGGGCCUCUGGAGGCAGCUCUGGACCACCUGAAGCUGGGCAGCAUCUUCACGUUCCGAGUGACCGUCCUGCAAGCCUCCAGCAUCUCAGCAGAAUACGCAGAUAUCUUUUGCCAGUUCAACUUCAUCCAUCGCCACGACGAGGCCUUUUCAACAGAGCCCUUGAAGAACACAGGGCGAGGGCCACCACUGGGUUUCUACCACGUCCAAAACAUUGCUGUGGAGGUGACCAAGUCCUUCAUCGAAUACAUCAAGAGCCAGCCGAUUGUAUUUGAAGUGUUUGGGCACUACCAACAACACCCCUUCCCACCCCUCUGCAAAGACGUCCUCAGCCCGCUGAGGCCAUCCCGGCGCCACUUCCCACGGGUGAUGCCACUCUCCAAGCCAGUGCCCGCCACCAAGCUGAGCACCAUGACUCGUCCCAGUGCUGGGCCCUGCCAGUGCAAGUACGACCUGAUGGUCUUCUUUGAGAUCUGUGAGCUGGAGGCCAAUGGCGACUACAUCCCGGCUGUGGUGGAUCACCGUGGAGGCAUGCCAUGCCACGGGACCUUCCUCCUCCACCAGGGCAUCCAAAGGAGAAUCACCGUCACCCUGGUGCAUGAAACAGGCAGCCUGAUCCGCUGGAAGGAAGUGCGGGAGCUGGUUGUGGGUCGGAUCCGGAACACCCCAGAAGCUGAUGAAUCUCUUAUUGACCCCAACAUCCUGUCCCUGAACAUCCUGUCCUCGGGCUACAUCCAACCCUCACAGGACGACCGGACUUUCUACCAGUUUGAGACAGCGUGGGACAGCUCCAUGCACAAUUCAUUGCUGCUCAAUCGUGUCACCCCAUACCGAGAGAAAAUCUACAUCACCCUCUCCGCUUACAUCGAGAUGGAGAACUGCACCCAGCCUGCUGUCAUCACCAAAGAUUUCUGCAUGGUUUUCUAUUCCCGAGACGCCAAGCUCCCCGCCUCCCGCUCCAUCCGCAACCUCUUUGGUAGCGGCAGCCUGCGGGCUUCAGAGAGCAACCGUGUGACGGGUGUCUAUGAGCUGAGCCUGUGCCGUGUGGCGGAUGCUGGCAGUCCAGGCAUGCAGAGGCGGCGCCGGCGCGUGCUGGACACCUCCGUAGCCUACGUGCGGGGAGAAGAGAACCUGGCUGGCUGGCGGCCCCGCAGCGACAGCCUCAUCCUCGACCAUCAGUGGGAGCUGGAGAAGCUCAGCCUCCUGCAAGAAGUGGAGAAAACCAGGCACUACCUGCUGCUGCGUGAGAAGCUGGAGACAACCCAGAGGCUGGGCCUGGAGACCCUGUCCCCGUGCUCCAGCGAGGACUCCGAGUCCCGAAGCACCUCCUGCGUCUCCUCCCCACUCUCAGCUGAUGGGGCCCCAGAAGGACGGACCUCUCCUCCCGAAACCCCCAGUGAGAGGCAGAAGGAGCUGGCCGUGAAGUGCCUGCGCCUGCUCACGCACACCUUCAACCGCGAGUACAGCCACAGCCAUGUCUGCAUCAGCGCCAGCGAGAGCAAGAGCUGUGCCCGGCUUCGGGCAGAGACUCCAGUCCACACCUCCGCUCCUCCACAGCUGUCUGAAAUGUCUGUGACCCUGAUGAGAGACCCCUCCAUGUCAGCUCUCGGGGUCACCACCCUCACCCCCUCCUCAACCUGCCCGUCGCUGGUGGAAGGACGCUACAACACCAUGGAAAUCAGUAUCCUUUCUCCUCCUCCCAGAACCCCACAGGUCUCCUCCAGGGUGGAGAGUCCUGACCUGGAGCCUGUGGUGGAAGGAGAGCAGAAGAAGUCCCCGUCCCGCCGGCCUGAGGAUGAGAAGGAGCCUCAGCGGCAGCUGGUGCCUGACAUUCAGGAGAUCCGAGUCAGCCCCAUCGUCUCCAAAAAGGGCUACCUGCACUUCCUGGAGCCCCACACCAAUGGGUGGGUGAAGCGUUUUGUGGUGGUCAGGCGCCCAUAUGUCUACAUCUACAACUCAGACAAGGACUCAGUGGAGAGGGCCAUACUCAACCUCUCCAAGGCCCAAGUGGAGUACAGUGAGGACCAGCAGGCCAUGCUGAAGCAGACCCCCAACACGUUUGCGGUGUGCACGGAGCACCGGGGCAUCCUGCUGCAGGCAAGCAGUGACAAGGACAUGCACGACUGGCUCUAUGCCUUCAACCCCCUCCUGGCUGGGUCCAUAAGGUCCAAGCUGUCCAGAAGGAGAACAGCCCAGAUGAGAAUCUAACCUGAAAACCACCCUCCACCUCAUCCGUCUGCCAACAGGAUCAAGAUAGCAGAUUCUGUCUCAAGAGUCCCCAUGUUAACAUCCGAUCUCUCACACCAUCUGCUGCCCCAGCUGCCUGCUCCAUGGAAGGAUCCGUCUCGAUCUACACCUUCACGGGGGAAACUCAUUUCUGUUCGUAGCUGCAAACGCCCGGUCCCACCUGGGCAGGAUUUCUCGUGUGCAUGUGAUCUUCUGCCCGUCCCCCCAUGGGUGGCCUUCAUGUCACACAACCUGUAACGUUCCUGAAAGGUUCCUUUCGGAGAGGAGGGAGCAAGGAGGGUAGAUCCGGUUAAAAGCUGGUCUUUGAUCUACA